Oncorhynchus kisutch (coho salmon) is the source of this 3418-nucleotide messenger RNA. Its product is annotated as beta-2-microglobulin-like. Gene Ontology annotation, biological process: immune response. The record is from RefSeq and is a predicted model, not a curated record. Gene Ontology annotation, cellular component: MHC class I protein complex. Lineage: Eukaryota; Metazoa; Chordata; Actinopteri; Salmoniformes; Salmonidae. Bases 596 to 946 code for a protein of 116 amino acids. The transcript is spliced from 4 exons.
AGAUCAUACACUAUACUUUAUUACCAUACUUUGUCUCAAUGCAAUGCAUGUCCAGCAUUGUAACUGGUAAAAGAAAGAUUGCGUCAACUUUGUAACAGACUGCCAUGGCUAGAAGGGAUACCGCUUUUGUCAAAUUCAUGUUUUUUUUCUUUUGCAUUUCAGCAAACCCUUUUCCAAACCUUAUCCAAAUUCUCCUAACCUGCUAUGAAAAGUAAAUUCUCACGUUCAUUUCACAAAAGCUGUUUCUCUUCUAGCCCUGUAACUUUUUGGGUCUCAAUUUAAGGUUAGGCACAAAGUUAAUAGCAACUGUGGUUACGGUUGGGUUUAAAAUCAGAUAAAUGGGUGGGGUUUAGCCAUGAUUAUGACUUUGUGGCUGUAUUAACUAGCGACGACCCUGGAUCAACCUAGAGAAACAUCGAGAGGUGAAGCCUGCAUAGCAACUGUGAAGUACGAUUUUCAAUUGGCGCAUUAAUCGAAGUGGGUGCGGCUUUACUACAUAUCACGAAGAAUAUAUAUUUUGCUUUCUUCAGACACCGGCUGCAAAGUCUGUUUUGUUUGUCGCAGUUUUAUAUUUUUUCAGCCUUGGAAAGAAAUCAUGAAAACUGUUUUGUCCGUGAUCGCUUUCUGCGUCUUCCUGGGGUUCAUAAACGCAAAAGAAUCUCCCCCCAAGGUGCAGGUGUACAGCCGUAACCCAGGGCAACAUGGGAAGGACAACACCCUGAUCUGUCACGUGAGUGGCUUCCACCCCCCUGACAUCAGCAUCCAGCUCCUGAAGAACGGUGUGGAGAUCCCCGACGCCAAGCAGACAGACCUGGCCUUCGAACAGGGAUGGCAGUUCCACCUCACCAAGAGUGUUGGAUUCACACCAGCCAGCGGAGAGGAGUACACCUGCAGAGUCCGUCACCUGAAGAAUCUGAAGACCUACACCUGGGAGGCAGAUAUGUAAGGAUCUGGAACAGGACAUAAUGAACAGCGCAAACUGGUGCUAACCAGAAUAGAAAGAGGAGUGGGAGGCCCCGGUGAACAACUGAGCAAGAGGACAAGUACAUUAGAGUGUCUAGUUUGAGGUUCUUCAGGAAGCAUGGGGUGAAAUCUCUUCAAAUGACUUCAACAAACUGACAACUAUAAAAUGCCAAAGAUCUGCUAGGCUGUAAUUGCUGCAAAAAGCUAAGUUUGAAGGACACAAUUAUUAUUUCAAUUAAAAAUCAUUACCGGUAUUUAUAAAACCUUGUCAAUGUCUUGACUAUAUUUCCUAUUCAUUUUUAAACAAAUUUAAUGUAUGUUUUCAUGGAAAACAAGGACAUUUCGAAUUGACCCCAAACUUUUGAAUGUAUUUAUUGAAAAUUUGUUAAUUAGUUAAUUGGUUAAUUAGUUAAUUGGUUAAUUAGUUAAUUAGUUUAGUUUAACUGUAACUAGAUUAAAUCAUAACUAAAACUCCUACCUUUACCCAUCUUUCUGAACAGGGGGCCAUUCCAUCUGUGACCAGCCCUACACUAGAGCUGAGAUGACUGUAAUUUUCCCUGCUCAACAUGGGCUUUCAUUUUCAUUUUUGAUAACACUUUGUGCCAAGGUGCCAGUUUCAAGGGUUUCGAGUUUUAGAGAAUCAUUACUAAAUAGUUAAAUGAUUACAGAUGUGUGGGUGACCUCUUCUAGAAAAUCUGUCUGUACUUCUGGCUGAGAAUUCAAUGUGUGGGUGACCUCUUCUAGAAAAUCUGUCUGUACUUCUGGCUGAGAAUUCAAUGUGUGGGUGACCUCUUCUAGAAAAUCUGUCUGUACUUCUGGCUGAGAAUUCAAUGUGUGGGUGACCACUUCUAGAAAAUCUGUCUGUACUUCUGGCUGAGAAUUCAAUGUGUGGGUGACCACUUCUAGAAAAUCUGCCAGUACUUCUGGCUGAGAAUUCAAUGUGUGGGUGACCACUUCUAGAAAAUCUGUCUGUACUUCUGGCUGAGAAUUCAAUGUGUGGGUGACCUCUUCUAGAAAAUCUGUCUGUACUUCUGGCUGAGAAUUCAAUGUGUGGGUGACCACUUCUAGAAAAUCUGUCUGUACUUCUGGCUGAGAAUUCAAUGUGUGGGUGACCUCUUCUAGAAAAUCUGCCAGUACUUCUGGCUGAGAAUUCAAUGUGUGGGUGACCACUUCUAGAAAAUCUGUCUGUACUUCUGGCUGAGAAUUCAAUGUGUGGGUGACCUCUUCUAGAAAAUCUGCCAGUACUUCUAGCUGAGAAUCCAAUGUGUGGGUGACCUCUUCUAGAAAAUCUGCCAGUACUUCUAGCUGAGAAUCCAAUGUGUGGGUGACCUCUUCUAGAAAAUCUGCCAGUACUUCUAGCUGAGAAUCCAAUGUGUGGGUGACCUCUUCUAGAAAAUCUGCCAGUACUUCUAGCUGAGAAUCCAAUGUGUGGGUGACCUCUUCUAGAAAAUCUGCCAGUACUUCUAGCUGAGAAUCCAAUGUGUGGGUGACCACUUCUAGAAAAUCUGCCAGUACUUCUAGCUGAGAAUCCAAUGUGUGGGUGACCUCUUCUAGAAAAUCUGCCAGUACUUCUGGCUGAGAAUUCAAUGUGUGGGUGACCACUUCUAGAAAAUCUGUCUGUAUUUCUGGCUGAGAAUUCAAUGUGUGGCUGACCUCUUCUAGAAAAUCUGCCAGUACUUCUAGCUGAGAAUCCAAUGUGUGGGUGACCUCUUCUAGAAAAUCUGCCAGUACUUCUAGCUGAGAAUCCAAUGUGUGGGUGACCUCUUCUAGAAAAUCUGCCAGUACUUCUAGCUGAGAAUCCAAUGUGUGGGUGACCUCUUCUAGAAAAUCUGCCAGUACUUCUAGCUGAGAAUCCAAUGUGUGGGUGACCUCUUCUAGAAAAUCUGCCAGUACUUCUAGCUGAGAAUCCAAUGUGUGGGUGACCACUUCUAGAAAAUCCGCCGGUAUUUCUAGCUGAGAAUUCAAUGUGUGGGUGACCUCUUCUAGAAAAUCUGCCAGUACUUCUAGCUGAGAAUCCAAUGUGUGGCUGACCUCUUCUAGAAAAUCCGCUGGUAUUUCUGGCUGAGCAUCACAUUCUCUUCUUUAAAAACACUAAUUAAUGAUAAAGUAUAUUCAUUAUAUUUUAGAUGUGUGGGGACUCCUUUAAUAUCCUUGAAGUUGGUACCAUUAAGUUGUGAGCACUACUUUUUUAAACAUAAUUUUAAACACCUAUGUUGAUGUGGUUUUAGUUACAAGCACAAAUCGUCAACAAUGUAAAAUUUGAUUAAAAAUAUAUUUAAAAGCCCAAAUAAUUUGCAGAACAUCCAUUGUUGUAUUUGCUUGUAAACUAGACAUGUCCUUUUUGCUUUGGAGUCAUUUUUUUCAUCGACACCAUGAAAUCAAAUCUUAUAUCCUUCAAUGUUUCUGUAAAUUACCAGUUAUCAACAGUCUAAUAAAAUAGUCGUUUUUUAUUUAU